Messenger RNA from Molossus molossus (Pallas's mastiff bat), 1368 nucleotides. It is a transcript of the gene FAM124B, whose product is annotated as family with sequence similarity 124 member B. Lineage: Eukaryota; Metazoa; Chordata; Mammalia; Chiroptera; Molossidae. The record is from RefSeq and is a predicted model, not a curated record. The transcript is spliced from 2 exons. Gene Ontology annotation, cellular component: nucleoplasm. The coding region runs from base 1 to 1368 and encodes 455 amino acids.
AUGGACAAGACCCAAGAGCCUCUGGCCAUGACUGUCCACCUCCUUGCCAACUCUGGGCACGGUGCCCUUCUGCAACAAGCUCUGGACCAGCUCCUGGUUGACAUUUGCCCUGAGGUCCGUCUCUUUAUGGUGACAGAGCGGGUCAGUCCAGUGAGAAACUAUGACAAGUGGCACCCCAAGCGGUCCCGGUUCCCAGGGAUGUCCGUUCUGCUCUUCCUGCACGAAAGCCUCGGACAGGAGCGGCUGUUGCGAGUCCUUGACUCCCUGCGGCAGUGGCCCUGGCAGUGCCAUCCUGCCCUGGGCGUGCAGGGAAGCCCGUGUCCCCACGUGCUUGCGGGUCAGGACUUCUACAGUCUGGACAGUCACAUGCCCGUCUGGGGCGUGAGGCAGGUGCACUGGGGCACCGAGAUCCUGAGAGUGAUGCUCUACUGCACCUUCGAUAACUACGAAGACGCCAUCAGCCUGUACGAGAUGAUCCUGCAGAGAGAAGCCACCUCGCAGAAGAGCAACUUCUGUGUGUUCGUGCUCUAUGCCACUGAGAACUUCACCCUGCAGCUCUCCUUGAAGCAGCUGCCCCUCGGCAUGUCGGUGGACCCCAAAGAGUCUUCGGUGCUGCAGUUCAAGGUUCAGGAGAUUGGCCAGCUGGUGCCUCUCCUACCCCAUCCGUGCGUCCCCAUCAGCCGCAGCAGGUGGCAAACGCAGGACUACGAUGGCAACAAGAUCCUGCUUCAGAUCCCAUCGAGUCCAGGACCUGGUGUCAGGACCGGCGAGCUCUCCUCUCCGAAUGGCACCUCCGGAGCUGACACCCUUCCCCCGGGCUCCAGGGUGACCUCCGUCCCCAGCAGGAGGAGCCUGGAGGUGAGAAGGCGAAGGAGCCGGGGCAGGCGGUUCAAGGUGGCUUCUCUGGAACUCCCCGAGCCCAGCGGGAGCCCAGCCUCGGGCACCUCAUGGCGAAGCCCUGGCUGCUCAUCCCAGGCCAGCAGCCCAGCCACGGAUGCCCAGCUGCCUCUGUGCUCUCCCCACCUCGAACCCGGGGCCAGAAGGAAGGUCUUCAGUCGGGAAAACAGCUUUGAGAAGCUGGAGGCAGAGACCAAUGUUGACACAGGGUGCCCCGUGGUCAACUCUGAACCCAGGCGAUCUUUUCUGAGCAGAUUCCCGAGGGAUCUGCAGACCCACCGGCCACCGCCAGCCUCCUCUUUAGGGGCAGUCGCCUCCAAAAACAACAGAAUCUUGAAGGCAAGCAUCCAUCCUUUGUCACUUGCUGGCCAAAGGGACCUUGGUGCAAGGAAGGUAAUCUCGAAGUGUCCCCUUCAUCUGCCAGUUCAGGGUGAAGCAAAAGAAGGAGGAGAAGAAGAAUUCUUUAUAUAG